CUAGUUUAGAUGCUAAAUAAACAUGAUUUCAGGUGCGUUUUACGCAUUAUUAGCGGGCUUUCUUGGAGCCGUCGCCUCCUCGUCAGCCAAGCUAUCUCUGGGCUCAGACUACCUCAAAGGGAUGUGUGAAACAGGGCUGAAAACCUGGUUUCAGGAUGGGGACUACAGGAUUAUUCAGGCGGAAACAUCACCCUGCGAAUGGCUCCACAUCCCUCUGCGGUUGCUGUGUGGAGGACUGCUGUUCACCAGUAAUGCUGUGAUGUGGACCUUCUUCUCCAAGGCUCUGAGACACUCCUCCUCCUCAGCCCGGGCCACGGUCACCACCACUGCAUCCAACUUUGUUUCCUCUGCAUUCCUUGGGAAGCUGCUCUUUGGCGAGACCCACGCAGCACUGUGGUGGGUGGGCAUCUCUCUAACGCUCUCAGGUUUACUGGUGCUGCACGGAUCAACUUCCCAACCAGCAGAGGCCAAGAAGGAAGAGUGAAGGACUGUCCACAUGUGGAAUAAGAAGUGUAAUAACAAUUCCACUGCGUCAAUCACCCCACUGGACCGCCUCGCCGUUAAACAAACGCUUUCUGGCUCAAAUCAUCUGGAUUUCACGAGAACCAUGUUCUAUUACCACAAAAGGGCUUUGAUGUUACACCUGACUGUACACGGAUUCUAACAUGUUACGCCUGACUGUACACGGAUUCUAACAUGUUACGCCUGACUGUACACGGAUUCUAACACGUUACACCUGACUGUAUACGGAUUCUAACAUGUUACACCUGACUGUACACGGAUUCUAACAUGUUACGCCUGACUGUACAUGGAUUCUAACAUGUUACACCUGACUGUACACGGAUUCUAACAUGUUACACCUGACUGUACACGGAUUCUAACAUGUUACGCCUGACUGUACACGGAUUCUAACAUGUUACGCCUGACUGUACACGGAUUCUAACAUGUUACACCUGACUGUACACGGAUUCUAACAUGUUACGCCUCACUGUACACGGAUUCUAACAUGUUACGCCUGACUGUACAUGUUACACCUAACUGUACAUGUUACACCUGACUGUACACGGAUUCUAACAUGUUACGCCUGACUGUACACGGAUUCUAACAUGUUACACCUGACUGUACAUGUUACACCUGACUGUACACGGAUUCUAACAUGUUACACCUGACUGUACACGGAUUCUAACAUGUUACGCCUGACUGUACAUGUUACACCUAACUGUACAUGUUACGCCUGACUGUACACGGAUUCUAACAUGUUACACCUGACUGUACACGGAUUCUAACAUGUUACGCCUGACUGUACAUGUUACGCCUGACUGUACACGGAUUCUAACAUGUUACAUCUGACUGUACACGGAUUCUAACAUGUUACACCUGCCUGUACAUGGAUUCUAACAUGUUACACCUGACUGUACACGGAUUCUAACAUGUUACACCUGCCUGUACAUGGAUUCUAACAUGUUACACCUGACUUUACAUGGAUUCUAACAUGUUACACCUGACUGUACACGGAUUCUAACAUGUUACGCCUGACUUUACAUGGAUUCUAACAUGUUACACCUGACUUUACAUGGAUUCUAACAUGUUACACCUGACUGUACACGGAUUCUAACAUGUUACACCUGACUGUACACGGAUUCUAACAUGUUACGCCUGACUUUACAUGGAUUCUAAUGUACGAUAUGACCAAGGUCUGCACUCCAUACACAAACAUGAUCAGGCUUUUCAACACUACAUUAUUAUGCAAACAAAGAAUUUUGAAUACUACUGUUGAUAUGUAUAUUUUAUUGACAAUAUUGUAGUGACCUGAAAGACUAAAUGCAUAUCAAUUUAUUGAAAUUAGAGUUUUGUAAAUAAACCUUUACAUGAAAUAUCUUGUCA
Molecule: messenger RNA, 1884 nt
Organism: Salvelinus fontinalis (brook trout)
Lineage: Eukaryota; Metazoa; Chordata; Actinopteri; Salmoniformes; Salmonidae
Product: transmembrane protein 42-like
Exons: 3
Coding region: 23-484 (153 amino acids)
Source: RefSeq, a predicted model, not a curated record